AGAGCGCGCCUGGGUGAGCACGAGCGUGUGUGUGAAUGUGCUUCAGACAGUAUGGCUGCCGUUACCAACACUAUCGGGGUUUGUCCUCACUUUCACCGGGGUAGACAGUAACCUGCAGCGGACAGAAUCGUUAACAUCCCCGAGGGACACCGCCCAGCGACAAGACAGCAGAUGGCUUAACGAGCAGAUUCUUCCCAUAUAGCUGCGAGCUGGUACACAGCAGCGAGGGGAGGAGAGGAGCUUCUUGUGUGGAAAUUUCCGUGUAUGUUUUUUUAAAAAAGGAGGGGAUUUGUUUUGAUUUGCAGUUCAGAAAGUUCACGCCGCUGCCUGACAGCAACCUCGUUUACUACCUCUAAAACGGGGGGUAGGAUUUUAACCGGGCCCUUGUUUGCUUGGACGUGGAUCUCCUGUUGGAAUAUAUAUGAAGUUGAAGAUGCGUUAGGGAUGCGAAGACUCGAGGUUGCGCGUUUGUUGCUUCGGUAAAUAUUUCUACCAAGACUGUGAAAGGGGAAGAAUGUAGAUUUGUCAGUAUAGACCAAUGUGCUGAAACCGAUUACCCUCAGGUUUACAGCGCGGGGAGUGGUCCAUUAAACCGAAAGAGUCUCUCUUUUGAAAUAGAUUUUUGCCAAGAAGAAAACUGAACAAAAGAGAACGUUGUUUUGGAUUAAUGUGGGCUUGGAAUUCUGGCCUAAUAAAAAAUAAGCCGAAGGGAGACAUGCUCUGUCAUGAACGUGCUUGAUCUGUAAGGCUCUGUUGAGCUGGGCCGAUUCUGGUAUGAUAAGGUGUUUUUAUUCACCGUGCAUAUAGUUUUUGGAGGUAGUCGUAGUAAAGUCUGCCAACCUGGAUCAAGAAUCGUUAACUUUCGUCCCUGGUUGGAGCGACGCCCCCCAGCUGUCAUCAAUGCCUUCUGCAUUGGCAGUCUUUACCUGUCGGCCGAAUUCACAUCCCUUUCAGGAGCGCCAUGUGUACCUGGACGAGCCGGUCAAGAUCGGGCGCUCGGUGGCUCGCUGCCGGCCCGCUCAAAACAACGCGACGUUUGACUGCAAAGUGCUGUCCCGGAACCACGCUCUGAUCUGGUUCGACCACAAGACCGGCAAGUUCUAUCUCCAGGACACGAAGAGCAGCAAUGGCACCUUCAUCAACAGCCAGCGCCUGAGCCGUGGCUCGGAGGAAAGCCCUCCAUGUGAGAUUCUGUCUGGUGACAUCAUCCAGUUCGGAGUGGAUGUGACGGAGAACACUCGCAAAGUUACCCAUGGAUGUAUAGUAUCUACAAUCAAACUCUUUUUACCUGAUGGCAUGGAGGCUCGGCGCCGGUCAGACGUCAUUCAAGCUCCAUUACCACUUCCUGUAGAUAAGGUUGCUGCUAAUACUCCCAGUAUGUAUUCUCAGGAACUGUUUCAGCUCUCUCAGUAUUUACAGGAGGCCUUACACCGGGAGCAGAUGCUGGAGCAGAAGCUGGCGACCCUGCAGCGCCUGCUGGCCAGCACACAGGAGGCAUCAGAGAGCAGCUGGCAGGCUUUAAUAGAUGAAGAUAGGCUGCUUUCAAGGCUAGAAGUCAUGGGAAACCAGUUGCAAGCUUAUUCAAAAAACCAAACUGAAGAUGGCAUUCGAAAGGAGUUGAUAGCAUUGCAAGAAGACAAACACAACUACGAGACAACAGCCAAAGAGUCCCUGAGACGGGUUCUUCAGGAGAAAAUCGAGGUGGUCCGCAAGCUCUCCGAAGUGGAGCGAAGUCUGAGCAACACUGAGGAUGAAUGUACCCAUCUAAAGGAAAUGAACGAGCGGACGCAGGAAGAGCUGAGCGAGCUGGCCAAUAAGUACAACGGAGCGGUCAACGAAAUCAAAGACCUUGCUGACAAGUUAAAGCAGGCGGAGGGCAGGCAGGAGGAGAUCCAGCAGAAAAGCCUGUCUGAGAAGAAGGAGCAGCAGCACAGGAUUGAAGAGAUGGAGGAGAAGGAGCAGGCACUGCAGGCACGCAUAGAGGCCUUGCAGGCAGACAAUGACUUCACCAACGAACGUCUCACUGCUUUACAAGUACGGUUAGAACAACUUCAAGAGAAAAAUAUUAAGGAACACAACAGUUUAGGAAUCCAGGUUGAGGACAUCUUGCCUACAAUGAAUGGGAGUUCAGACAAAGACCACUUUCUUUUAAAGAGUGGAGGGGACUGCACUUUUAUCCAACAGUUCAUUGAGUGCCAGACGGUAAAGCAGCUGAAAGGCCCAGUAGAUUCCACACAUAACAACAAGAUCUCCAGUUUGGAAGGUGUUAUUGAUGCUCAUCUAGAAAACAAUCAAACUGCAGAAGAAAAUUUCUUAAGUAGUCCUGAAAGACUCAAAGCCAAGCUUAUAGACGAUGGGCAUCGGAUGAAAGUUAUGGAAGAAACCAAGCUUUUGAAAGAAAACCAAGUAGAUGCAAAGGAAUCGGACAUGUCAGACACACUCAGUCCCAGCAAGGAUAAAAGCAGCGACGACACUACAGACGGUCAAAUGGAUGAACAAGAGCUGAAUGAAUCUCUGACGAAGGGUUCUCUAUUAAAAGAUGAGCUUCGCCGUGUGAACCUGGAGCCUGGGGACAGCGAGCAGGUGAUCGAGCACUUGCACAAGGAGCUGGUGGAAGCGCAGGAGCUAGCCAAGAGCGGCAAACACAAGUGUUUAGAACUGCAAUCGCUGCUUGAAGAGGAGAGACGAGCGAGCAAGCAGCAGACUGAGAACUCCACCAAGCAGAUCCAACUCCUGCAAGCCCAGCUGCACAAGCUGCAGGCAGACGUUGCCACACUGCGGGAGGAGAAGGAGAAUGACAUCAGCAGCACUCGUGAGGAGCUGUCCCAGGCCCAGGAGGAGGUGAGCGUGAUGAGGAGAGCCAUGGAGGCAGCCACCUCGGAGCGCGAGCGCGAGAUCACAGCCCUGCAGGAGGACCUGAGCAUGGUGCGGGAGGAGCUGGAAAAGUGGCGCGCGGCUGCCUCCCAGUACGAGGCUGAGAUAACCAGCCUGCAGGCCAGCUUCCAGCAGCAGAGUCGGCAGAGGGAGAAGGCUGCCGAGCUGCAAGAUGAGCUUGAGAGGCUCCAGAAGGAGUGUGCGACUCUGCAGGGUGAGUGCGCUUCCCUUCAGGAGGAGAAGGCCCCCCUCGUGGGGAAGCUGCAGAGCCUGGAGAAGGAGCUCGACAGCUCUCGCCAGCACAGUGUGGAGCUGACCAGUACCCUGAGUGUGCUGGAGAAGACUCGCAGAGACCUGGAGAGCGAGGCGGGAGUCCUGAAGGAGAAGCACCAGCAGGAUGCCAGUGGUCUCAAGGCUCAGCUUGCAGAGGCCAGCAACCGGACCAAGGGCCUGCAGAAAGAGUUUGAAGAGACUCAGGCUCUGCUCUCAGACCUGAAGGAGAGGUAUGAGAGAACAGAGCAGGAGAAACAGACCAUCACAGACGAGCUCCAGCAAUGUAAAGUGAAUUUGAAGCUGCUGCAGGAGAAAGAAAGCCAUGGUCGCUGGCUGCCCUGGAUGCCCGUGGUGGCCGUGCUGGUUGCUGUGACCGUGGUGGUGCUGUACCCUGGCCUGUCAAGGGGCUCUCCCUGAGAGCAGCCUCCCGAGCACACCGUCCUCACCCUCCCCAUGCUGCUUCCAUCGCGACACCCCGUCGCCUUCCUCCACACCUCUAAUCACAGGCACACACACUCGGCUCUGUCAGAGUGCAACAGUAGGGUCUCUCUGCUUUACCUGUAUAAAAUGGAACUGUACAUAUAUCGAGGGAAUAAAAAUUGUGACUUACUACUUCAACUCUAGGUAAUACAUUAUUUGCAGGGUUUUUUUGUAUGUGUAUGUUGGGAUUCUCAUAAUAUUGUGGUGGCAUAAACUAGGCUUUUUAGGUACCAAACUGUUCUCACAAGUUCAGGUGUGUUUUUACAGCAGGACUUGGUUGCUACAUUAGCUGAGGCAAUGUGGUCCUCUAGGUCAAGUUACUAGACACACAUUCACCCAGUCCAUCCCUCAGUGAUGUGCCAUUCUUACCCUCUCUGUGGCUUGAAUGUUUCAGGGGAACAGCUUAGACACUCCUCUACAAGAAAAUACAAAUAAAGAACAAUAUCAUUUCUCUUAUUUAGUUUUCUGAGAGAAUAUGAAAUAAGAACCUUCUAUUAAAAAUGUAUAGGUGCUUUAGCCAGGGUAUAAAAUGAUCUGUACAUUUUUGUAUUGUACCUUCAAAAUUAAGACUUCCGUGCAUUUAAAAAACGAAACACUACGUAGCAGUUUGGGGUGUCAGUAUUUUUGUUAAAGGAGUCCUCUGCAGUAGCUGGUACAGUGACAGAGCUAAUACCGCAAUUCAGCGAUGUGCAAUCUUCUCGCAUAUCCUCUCCACAUCAACUCCCACCCGAUUUCAGGGCUGCUUAUAAAUGCCUGAUUGCAAGGUCACCACUGUAAAGGAGGUGUUACAUCUCACUGUUUUUUUACCCUGAAAAAAGAAAUAUAAAUAAAUAAAUACAAUCCAAACCAAAAUGUCUCGCCUUCAAGUUAAAACUCCCAAUUCCAGCAGCCUUGUGCAGGACUUGUGCAGUGUUACAGUUUCAUAUAGGUUCAGUUCAGUUUCCAUGCCAAAGGCACAUCAACAUGUUUAGUGUAAGUGUUUAUUACAGUGCAUGUGUAUAGUGUACAUCUAACACCUGACCGCACACUUCUAGCGCUUCCUCGUCGCACUCAGCGCUGUAGUCUUGAGUCGGCCUUGGGGGGGGGGGGGGGUGUUUGUACAUAUUUCCACAGUUUCUGUUUAUUUGUUGAUAGAAAGUAAAGACACAUUUAGAUGGAGUGCUGUUGUACCAUGAGGAAACAAUGCAGUUUGAAAUCACCACCCCUUCCUUUGGUUAUACCUCAAAUGUUAAAGAAAAUGUAGUUCACUUUUGCAACUUGGGCAUUUUACCCAUAAGUCUUUGUUUUUUUAAAUGUUGCAUAUCAUUUGAUGAUAGGAUUAAAAAUGGGAUUAACGUUGGGGCAUGCAUUUGGCACACCUAGGUCUUGAAGGGGUUUAGUUUUAAUCAGUUACUAAAGGACCUUUUAAUGAGGUUGAGCCACAGAAUCUGAUUUGGUUCCAGUAACACCACAGUGUAUCUCUGCAGAUGUAAGGCAUGCAGAAAGACUGCAUUCAGAGAAGUUGAUCAAUUGCACAGCUGUCCUGUAAUCUGAUCAAAUGCAAUCCCGGUACCCAUUAUUUUUGUAUUUAUUUAUUUUUCUUAAUACAGGCAUGCAAAUUAUCAACGAUUAAAUCCACAAGUCCCUCACCUUGCAAGCUGAACAUGAUAAAAUGUUCUUAACAGGAAUAGAUUUAGAGUUUUAAAGUUUAAUGAGUAAAUAGGAACUUUAGUGUUUUAAAAGGAUGGGGGGGUGAAUGUAUACUUUUAUAAAUAUUACUAUUGUUGGGUGUUUGUUGAUUGACGAAUCAUUAAUUUGUGAAAAAAUGUACACAAGCUGUAAUAGCAACAAUGUUCUGUGGUAAUCCGUUUCCUUUGACAAGAAUAAAGUACAAACAGCCGCCCAACUGCAACACAACUCAUUUGCCAGCGGUGCUUGUGAGUACCUUCCUGUACAAAGCAGUGCUUGCGAGUACCUUCCUGUACAAAGCGGUGCUUGUGAGUACCUUCCUGUACAAAGCGGUGCUUGUGAGUACCUUCCUGUACAAAGCGGUGCUUGUGAGUACCUUCCUGUACAAAGCGGUGCUUGUGAGUACCUUCCUGUACAAUGAGGUGCUUGUGAGUACCUUCCUGUACAAAGCGGUGCUUGUGAGUACCUUCCUGUACAAUGAGGUGCUUGUGAGUACCUUCCUGUACAAAGCGGUGCUUGUGAGUACCUUCCUGUACAAUGAGGUGCUUGUGAGUACCUUCCUGUACAAUGAGGUGCUUGCGAGUACCUUCCUGUACAAUGAGGUGCUUGCGAGUACCUUCCUGUACAAAGCGGUGCUUGCGAGUACCUUCCUGUACAAAGCGGUGCUUGCGAGUACCUUCCUGUACAAAGCGGUGCUUGCGAGUACCUUCCUGUACAAAGCGGUGCUUGCGAGUACCUUCCUGUACAAAGCGGUGCUUGCGAGUACCUUCCUGUACAAAGCGGUGCUUGCGAGUACCUUCCUGUACAAAGCGGUGCUUGCGAGUACCUUCCUGUUCAAAGCGGUGCUUGCGAGUACCUUCCUGUACAUAAUUUGUUUGCAAAUAUUGUCCUGAGAUGCUAAAGUUCAGAAUUACAUUUUUUAAAGUAAAUAAUUGUUUAAAAUCUAUUUUGUAAAGAUAUGGAAAGUACAGUAUAAAUUCUGGAGUACAGAUUAAACUAUUUGCACUAACACUUGUGAUGUGCAUGAUUUAAUAAAACAAACUUUACUCUC
Molecule: messenger RNA, 6346 nt
Organism: Acipenser ruthenus (sterlet)
Lineage: Eukaryota; Metazoa; Chordata; Actinopteri; Acipenseriformes; Acipenseridae
Product: sarcolemmal membrane-associated protein
Exons: 26
Coding region: 901-3564 (887 amino acids)
Molecular function (GO): protein binding
Source: RefSeq, a predicted model, not a curated record